Molecule: messenger RNA, 4545 nt
Organism: Psammomys obesus (fat sand rat)
Lineage: Eukaryota; Metazoa; Chordata; Mammalia; Rodentia; Muridae
Gene: Dgki
Product: diacylglycerol kinase iota
Exons: 34
Coding region: 1-3222 (1073 amino acids)
Biological process (GO): lipid phosphorylation; diacylglycerol metabolic process; intracellular signal transduction
Cellular component (GO): nucleus
Molecular function (GO): protein binding; ATP-dependent diacylglycerol kinase activity
Source: RefSeq, a predicted model, not a curated record
AUGGAUGCUGCGGGAAGGGGCUGCCAUUUGCUGCCCCUGCCAGCGGCGCGCGGACCUGCCCGCGCUCCCGCCGCCUCCAGCGCCCUCAGCCCGCCCGGCCUCUGCAGCGGCACCGCCUCGGCUCCCUCCGCGGCCGCCGGAGCGGUCGCCAUGAACCCCAGCUCCUUCGCGGGAGAGGAGAAAGGGGCGACGGGCGGCAGCAGCAGCAGCGGAAGCGGCGCCGGGAGCUGCUGCCUGGGCGCCGAGGGCGGCGCGGACCCGCGGGGCUCAGGGGCAGCGGCGGCUGCUGCCCUGGAGGAGCCCGCUGUCGCCGGACAGAAAGAGAAGGAAGAGGCUCUGGAGGAGAAGCUGAGGGACUUAACUUUCCGGAAGCAGGUCUCUUACAGGAAAGCCAUCUCCCGGACAGGCCUCCAGCAUCUGGCUCCUGCACAUCCUCUUGGCCUUCCUGUGGCAAAUGGUCCAGCGAAGGAGCCCAGAGCAACUCUGGACUGGAGCGAGAAUGCUGUGAAUGGGGAACACCUUUGGCUGGAGACCAAUGUCUCAGGCGACCUCUGCUACCUGGGAGAGGAGAACUGCCAAGUCCGAUUUGCAAAAUCCGCUCUCAGGAGGAAGUGUGCGGUCUGCAAAAUCGUGGUGCACACAGCCUGCAUUGAGCAACUCGAGAAGAUUAAUUUCAGAUGUAAACCAACAUUCCGGGAAGGAGGCUCCAGAUCACCAAGAGAAAACUUUGUGCGUCACCACUGGGUUCACAGGCGGCGGCAGGAGGGAAAAUGUAAGCAGUGUGGUAAGGGCUUCCAGCAAAAGUUCUCCUUCCACAGUAAAGAGAUUGUGGCCAUCAGCUGCUCUUGGUGCAAGCAGGCGUUUCACAAUAAGGUGACCUGCUUCAUGCUGCAUCAUAUUGAGGAACCCUGCUCCCUGGGGGCUCAUGCUGCUGUUAUUGUCCCACCCACCUGGAUCAUUAAGGUGAAGAAACCUCAGAACUCCCUGAAGGCUUCCAAUCGGAAGAAGAAAAGAACAAGUUUUAAAAGGAAAGCCAGUAAAAGAGGAACUGAGCAGGAAAACAAAGGGCGUCCUUUUGUGAUCAAGCCCAUCUCCUCUCCUCUCAUGAAGCCUUUGCUUGUCUUUGUGAACCCAAAGAGUGGGGGUAACCAGGGAACCAAAGUCCUCCAGAUGUUCAUGUGGUACCUGAAUCCACGGCAAGUCUUCGAUCUUUCUCAGGAAGGGCCAAAAGAUGCGCUGGAGUUGUACAGGAAGGUACCAAAUCUGCGCAUUCUGGCCUGUGGUGGGGAUGGAACGGUGGGCUGGAUCCUCUCCAUCCUGGAUGAGCUGCAGCUGAGCCCACAGCCUCCUGUCGGGGUGCUUCCACUGGGGACUGGGAAUGACCUGGCCCGGACGCUCAACUGGGGAGGGGGCUACACUGAUGAGCCUGUUUCUAAGAUCCUGUGUCAGGUGGAAGAUGGGACCAUUGUACAGUUGGAUCGCUGGAACCUCCAUGUGGAGAGAAACCCAGACUUGCCACCCGAAGAGCUUGAAGAUGGCGUGUGUAAGCUUCCUCUGAAUGUCUUCAAUAAUUACUUCAGCCUUGGAUUUGAUGCUCACGUCACACUGGAGUUCCAUGAAUCCCGAGAAGCAAAUCCAGAGAAAUUUAAUAGUCGUUUUCGAAAUAAAAUGUUCUAUGCAGGGGCAGCCUUUUCUGAUUUCCUACAAAGAAGUUCUAGAGAUCUGUCCAAACACGUCAAAGUUGUUUGUGAUGGAACAGAUCUCACCCCAAAGAUUCAGGACCUGAAGUUCCAGUGUAUAGUAUUUUUAAAUAUUCCCAGAUAUUGUGCUGGCACAAUGCCUUGGGGAAACCCUGGAGAUCACCAUGACUUUGAACCCCAGCGUCAUGAUGAUGGCUACAUUGAAGUAAUUGGGUUCACCAUGGCCUCUUUGGCUGCUCUGCAAGUCGGGGGUCACGGAGAAAGGCUGCACCAGUGUCGGGAAGUGAUGCUUCUGACUUACAAGUCCAUCCCCAUGCAAGUGGAUGGGGAGCCAUGUAGGUUGGCACCUGCUAUGAUUCGGAUCUCCUUGAGGAAUCAGGCCAACAUGGUACAGAAGAGCAAGCGGAGAACCUCCAUGCCUUUGCUCAAUGACAUCCAUCAGGUGCAAGCUGCGGACCUGCGGCGAGUGUCUGCUCCCCCCGGCUCCUUCACCAUUCCCCAGUCUGUCCCUGAUCGCCUGAGGAUCCGCGUAAACAAAAUCAGUUUACAAGACUAUGAAGGACUCCACUAUGACAAAGAGAAACUCCGGGAAGCUUCCAUCCCACUGGGUAUUCUAGUUGUUCGUGGAGACUGUGAUUUGGAGACUUGCCGUAUGUACAUAGACCGCCUACAGGAGGACUUGCACUCAGUUUCUUCUGGGUCACAGAGAGUUCAUUACCAGGACCAAGAAACCUCCUUCCCCAGGGCGCUCUCAGCUCAGAGGCUGUCCCCUCGGUGGUGCUUCCUAGAUGCAACUUCUGCUGACCGCUUUUAUCGAAUAGACAGAUCUCAGGAACAUUUGCACUUUGUGAUGGAGAUUUCUCAUGAUGAGAUUUUUAUUCUGGACCCAGAUAUGGUGGUGUCACAGCAGACAGGGACACCUCCAGGAAUGCCUGACCUGGUGGUUGAACAGGCUUCGGGGCUGUCUGACUGGUGGAACCCUGCUCUGAGGAAACGUAUGCUGAGCGACAGUGGGCUGGGGAUGAUCACGCCCCACUACGAGGACUCAGAUAUGAAAGAUUUCAGCCACUCCAGAGGGUUACAGUCACCAGUCUCUUCAGAAGAUCAUGCAAUUUUGCAGGCAGUAAUAACUGGUGACCUUAUGAAGCUCAUAGAAAGCUAUAAGAAUGGAGGCAGCUUGCUAAUUCAGGGGCCAGACCACUGUUCACUCCUUCACUAUGCAGCUAAAACUGGCAAUGGGGAGAUUGUGAAGUACAUCCUCGACCAUGGACCUGCAGAACUAUUGGAUAUGGCAGACAGUGAAACGGGAGAGACUGCACUGCACAAGGCCGCCUGCCAACGGAACCGGGCUGUGUGCCAGCUUCUGGUGGACGCAGGAGCAUCUCUGAGACAGACGGACUCCAAGGGAAAGACACCUCAAGAACGAGCACAACAAGCUGGGGACCCAGAUUUAGCUGCUUACCUAGAAAGCCGACAGAACUAUAAGAUCAUUGGCCAUGAGGACCUGGAAACUGCUGUUUGACCCUGGUAGAAAGGCAAAAAGAACUCAAGCAAGUUGUGCCCUCCUGGCCACCGGGCAGCUCCCCUGGAAGAAGCUGAUGGAAUCCAUAGAUGCCUCUCUCCUGCAAGGAUCUGACUGAGACCAUGCUACCAGGUUUCAAGGGCUGCAGGGUUGUACAACAGGACAUGAUAACCCAUUGAGAAGGAGGCAGGCUACCUGGAGAUUUGUGGAGUACACAUUCCACAAAAUCUGAUCCUUAUUGCUUCCAGCAAGUAGCAUGAACUUCUGUUUUCACCAGUCUAAUUUAUUUUAAAGAUUUCGAGGAUGUUCACACAAAUGGCACUGCUCCCUCCUCCCUCUCUAUGCAUUCAUCUUUCCCCUGCACCACAUAAUUCUAUUGUAAUCACCCAUCGAUUUAGAAAAUAUGCUAUCUCUUCUCUUUAUUUUCAGUCUUCCAACCACAAAAUUGUCUGAAGGUCUUUGAAACUCUCCUGGAUGUAUUACAGAAAUGUAUCUGUAAAAUCACUUCCAUUUGCAGACUAAAUAUACCACGGCUAGUUAGUGGCUUGCAUGUCCCCCUCUGGUUUCAUGACACAGGAGCUGGGAAGUGCCACAGGGCUAAUGCCAACUUGUGUGCUCUGUCUCUGAGGUUAUGAGAGCUGUCUGUGCUUGAUGUACUUUGCAGAGGUUAUCUAGGGGUCAGACCAGGCAGCUGGGUUAUUGGUGAUAGGAGGACUGGUUCGGCUUGGGCUAUUUGUACAGCUCCGCACUGCCUGUGUGCAGCCAUCUUUGCCUUCUGCUGCAGUGGAGAUGAGCCAAGGAGUCAUAGCUAGUUUACAGAGCCAUGUGAUUCUGAGUGCUGUUUCAGUGACAGGGUUAGACAUAUCUGGGGCAGUGGUGAUAGGAUAUGGAGCACUCAAAUGUUUAACCCUAAGCUUUGUAAAGUGAUAAUAGAAAGCAGUCUAAUUGACUUGAAAAAUAGAGCAAAAAAUCAAAGUAGCAAUGUAUGUUACAAUAAUAUGCUUCUACAGUAAAAUAGCCUUUGGCAUUUUGGGCUGAGACUAAUAACUACAGGCUCAUGGAUUCAGUGGUGAAAGGGGGUUUAUGUGUGUUUUUCUAAGAGUUCAGUUUUCAUGAUGUCAAAGAAGGCUUGGCACAAGGACAAAGCCUCAUUUCACCAGUUCCAUGGUCAGACUCUCAGGAUGCCUGGCACUUCUUGGUCUGUGCUUCACCUAUGUCUUUUCAGUUCUGAGAUCAUGUCUGAUCACCCCAUUUUCCAUGUACUGGGGGAAUCAAUUUUGUUCCUCUCCUUACUUUAUUUUCCCCUGUCACAAACUUCUUAAU